This is a messenger RNA of Oryctolagus cuniculus (rabbit), 2760 nucleotides long. RefSeq names its product C-X-C motif chemokine receptor 5 (gene CXCR5). Gene Ontology annotation, cellular component: membrane; external side of plasma membrane. The record is from RefSeq and is a predicted model, not a curated record. NCBI's taxonomy places the organism in Eukaryota, Metazoa, Chordata, Mammalia, Lagomorpha, Leporidae. Gene Ontology annotation, biological process: G protein-coupled receptor signaling pathway; B cell activation; cell chemotaxis. Gene Ontology annotation, molecular function: C-C chemokine receptor activity; C-X-C chemokine receptor activity; C-C chemokine binding.
CAGGAGACAGCGUGCAGCUCAUUUGCCUACAUUUGCAGCUGCCGCCUGCUGCUCUCUAUAGGCACUGGGGCAGAGCCUCCCGCGGUUGAUCAGAUACUGACCGGUCUGGCAAGUCCCGGCCACCGCCAUGAACUACCCCAUGACCCUGGAUGUGGACCUCUUGAACUACAAUCUGGAGGACGUGUACAAGGAAUUCCUCAACUACAAUGACAGCACGGAGCCCACGCAACUGGAAAGCCACUUCUGCUCCAGCGCCGAGGGGCCCCUCCUGAGCUCCUUCAAGGCUGUGUUCAUGCCCGUGGCCUACAGUCUCAUCUUCCUCCUGGGCAUGCUGGGCAACAUCCUUGUGCUGGUGAUCCUGGAGAGGCACCGGCAGACUCGCAGCUCCACCGAGACCUUCCUCUUCCACCUGGCCGUGGCCGACCUGCUGCUCGUCUUCAUCCUGCCCUUCGCCGUGGCCGAGGGCUCCGUGGGCUGGGUCCUGGGGACCUUCCUCUGCAAAACGGUGAUCGCUCUGCACAAGAUCAACUUCUACUGCAGCAGCCUGCUCCUGGCCUGCAUCGCUGUCGACCGCUACCUGGCCAUCGUCCACGCCGUGCAUGCCUACCGCCACCGCCGCCUCCUCUCCAUCCACAUCACCUGCGCCACUGUCUGGCUGGCGGGCUUCCUCUUUGCCUUGCCAGAGAUUCUCUUCGCCAAGGUCAGCCGGCCCCACCACAACGACUCCCUGCCACGCUGCACCUUCUCCCAGGAGAACCAAGCCGAGACCAACGCCUGGUUCAUCUCCCGCUUCCUCUACCACGUCGGGGGCUUCCUGCUGCCGAUGCUGGUGAUGGGCUGGUGCUACGUGGGCGUGGUGCACAGGCUGUGCCAGGCCCAGAGGCGCCCUCAGCGGCAGAAGGCAGUCAGGGUGGCCAUCCUGGUGACCAGCAUCUUCUUCCUCUGCUGGUCGCCCUACCACGUUGUCAUCUUCCUGGACACCCUGGCCAGGCUGAAGGCCGUGGGCAACAGCUGCGAGCUGCACGGCUCUCUGCCGGUGGCCAUCACCAUGUGCGAGUUCCUGGGCCUGGCCCACUGCUGCCUCAACCCCAUGCUUUACACCUUUGCCGGCGUGAAGUUCCGCAGCGACCUCUCUCGGCUUCUGACCAAGCUGGGCUGCGCCGGCCCCGCCUCCCUGUGCCAGCUCUUCCCCAGCUGGCGCAAGAGCAGCCUCUCCGAGUCCGAGAACGCCACCUCCCUCACCACCUUCUAGGACCCGGCACGGCCCUGCGUUUCUGCUUUCCCUAGAGCGUCUGGGGAGGCAGGAACCCCUUCCACCCGGAAGAAAGGGCUGGCCUUGGGCCGCAUCCUUGUGCAGGGCAGCUGGAUGAACCAACCCCUCUUCCCAGAGCUCUUCUAGCCCUGGAGAGGAGGAAGGAAGCAGUCCAAAGGCAAAGCAAAGGCUCUCUGAACCCUCCCACAGCGUCUCGUGCUGGAGGACCCGCAUGCCUCCUCUCCCCCUAACCAGCGACAGCUGAUACUUCUGCCCUCGCCAAUAGGGAAAGCCAGUCCCCUCCCACAGAGCCAUCCAGCAUCUUCAAGGCCACUGCCCUGCACAGCUGCCCACCUCCCCUACCCCAGCUGCCCAGCGAAGCCAGGAGAAGCCAAGCACCAGGGGAUGGGUGGAAGCUAAGGCUGCGGAAAGACCAGCUGCUCGCAGAGCGUGUGGCCCUGACAUGUCUCAGUCGCUUCGCCACAGAUGUUCUGCCAGGGUCCCCACCCUGCAGCCAUCUCAACCAAGCAGGAGGCUCAGACUGAUGGAGUUCGGGCAGCUGCCCUGGCUCUGACCCAAACGGCACUGGGUCAGCCCCGUGUCUCUGGGUCCUGGGAGGUCUUCAGACUUUGGGUGGACUCCAGGUGGCCUCAGAGGCCAGCCAGCGCCCCGAGGAAGAGCUAAGGGCAAGCUAGGAGCGGAGCCCAAGGUGCGACAGGAAAGACUCCCCUCUAACCGGGAAGAGGGAAGGACAAGUGUAAGUCAGACCCAGCUGCCUCCUCCGCCAAGCACCAGUGGGUGCGGAGCUCCCAGCGUGGUCCAGGGCCUGGAUGUCUGGACACUGAUGGGAAGGAGAUAGACUCGUCCCCUCCUUGGCACCCUUCCCAUGGAAAUUACAGAAGCUGAGGCAGGGGGGUGGGGGGGUGGGUCCCAGCUCGCAUGUUGGAGACGGAGAGCCCCUGGAGCAGACAGACAGAGAGGGGCCUCUGGGAGCCACCUGACCCAGGCCCCCGCCCCCACAGUAUCACCUGAGGCUGAGCAGCGUGAGAAGCAGACCUGGGCAGGGAAGUCCCCAGUCCCCAGGAAGCCCUGUCCCCAAGAGGACACCACUCAGAUGCAACCAGAGGAAGCGACUCCGCGCUUGGGGGCACUCCACACUCAGGGCGGGGGUGGGGGCACCUGUGCGGCCUUCUGUCCUCCCCCUCCCCAGCCUCUGACUGUGGGUGAGAGCCCAGGGUCCCCUACAGCAGGCCUGGGGCCCUGUGCCUGCAUAUCCGGGAAGCCCUGGAGUCCCCCUUUUUCCUCCUUGCAUCUAGAAGGAAGCUGGCUAAGGAGGAGUCAGACACAGAAGGAAAAGGCAAGAGGUUGGAUUUUGAAUUUUCUUUUUAAUAAAAAGGCACCUAUAAAACAGGUCAAUACAGUACAGGCAGCACAGAGACCCCCAGAACAAGCCUAAAAAUUGUUUCAAAAUAAAAACCAAGAGGAUGUCUUCACAUAUUGUAUUUAUA